This is a messenger RNA of Cladocopium goreaui, 15104 nucleotides long. Lineage: Eukaryota; Dinophyceae; Suessiales; Symbiodiniaceae. The record is from the annotation of a GenBank genome assembly.
UCAUGCCAUCUGUGGGAACUUGGCUUCAGCCCAGAUACGAAGAGCACCCUCCUCCAGAGAUGCGAAAGAGACCUGAACCUGAACCUGAAAAGAGCUGGCUAGCUUGGCUCCUCCCAUCACGCUUCGGAGAGAGGGAGGUCUCCCAGAGGGACACCUCCCAGAGACAAAGUGCUCAAGCGGAAAGCUCCUCGUGGCUCUCCUGGAGGAGAAAGCCAAGGCCGGAGCCGCCCCCGUCUGCGGCCGCGGUGCCGGCGGUGCCGGCGGCGGCGGAAAAGGCGCAAAGCUCCUGGUUCCCAUCGUUCAGGUGGUUCUCAGAGCAGCAACCUGCAGAAGAGAAGGAAGCAUCCGUGCAAGAGGAGAGCUCGUCUGGUGAGACUCCGAAGCCAACGUCUCCAGUGCAAGCAGUACUUUCCACGUCUCCAUCAAACAACCCACCAGCGUGGAGAGUCUGGUUCUCGCCUGCCUCAGGCACUGACCCGCCAGCUGCAGCGCAACCGUCACCUCAUCCAGUGGAGGGACAGCAGCCAAGACCGGUCGCCUUCACCAAGGUGGUCGCACCCAUCGACGAAGUUCCACUGCUGCGCCUGGCACUGGAGCUGCCGGAGGUAAACGUGGAGAUCCAGACGCAAAAACACGUCAAGACCAUUGGCUUCGCAAAGUCGCUGCGACUGAAAUUACUGGCUGGCGACGAGUUGAACACCAAAGCCGAGGUGGCAGAUCUGCAGCUCUUGGUGCGCUGUUCAAGGCACAAGACGCCAGUAGACACGUAUCUCCUGCAUUCGGGUCACUUGGAGAAGGUGAUGUCCGUGGAGUACAUCUCCCGGGACUCGGAAGGCCAGCCCUUGAUUUCCAUAAAGGCUCAGAAUUUGGUCCUCUUCUACCAGCAAGAACUGUUUCAGCAGGUUACCAACUUCCUUGCAGCCGACUUCACCGUUGGAAAGCCGCGAACUUCUGACAGGAUGCCACGCCGUGGCUUCGACCGCUGGCGCCGACGUGCUAAGGCGCUUCUCUACACCCGGGGCCGACCGCGGUGCCAGCUGCAGCUCGGAGACCCCACACUAUUGGUACCUACGCGUCCGUGGCCUGCGCGAGCUCCACGUGCGGGUGGUGGGCCUGUCCUGGCGCUAAGUGCUCGGUUUGUGGAUGCAGUCUCAAGAGAAGUUUCGGAUGUGGAAGAUGAGGUAAGAGACUUCCAGCUUGUCCGCGUAGAUCGAUGGCAUGUGGAUUGCAACGGCUUGCAGCUCUUACACUUUCCUUCCUAUCGGGCCUUCAUGACAUCGAGGCCGCUGGACUGGAUGUUGUUGCAGGACACAAACAUCAAGCUCACCUGUUUGGCUAAGAGAUACGAGGAGCUGCUGCCUCCCGCACUCUUGGCGUUUGGUGUUCGGCAGACUCCGCAGGCCUUGACAUCCACGGAGGUGGAGGGUGAAAUGCAGUCUUUGGCCUUGAAUUUUAACAGCGUCGCUUAUGACUCCUUCAUCCGCGCAUUUCGUUUAUUACUACGAGGCCCUGCUGGUUCAUCGCCCCCUGUCGUGGUGCCACCUGUCAAUCAAGUGCGUGAGCCUUUGCGGGAGGAGACUUUCUCCGUGCCUCUGUUAGCUCAGGAAACACGGCCGCAGUCCGUGUACUCAUUCUCCAGCGAUGAGGAGGGAGAAGUGGCCCCGUCAACUAGCAACGCAUCUGGAGGCAGUACGGUCCCAAGCAUGAAGAGAACGCGCUUUCUAAGUGCAGAAUCAGGCCUUUUCAUGCAUUUGCAGAGCCCCACAGCCGAGGAACCGCCUACUCCUUUCUGCGCCCUACCAGACGAGGGGAAGGAGCCCGAGGGUCGCAAGACCAUGAGCAUUGCGACCAAGAUAGGUGUCGUCUCGCUUCGUUUUCAUUGCUUGAGCGACGCAACCGUGGAGCUCAAGGCUUCCAAAGCAGUUGUGGCUUUUGACCUUUUCCAAGGUUAUGCUCGCAUUGGUCUCGACAUGGCCGAGCUGGAGAUGUGUUCAGGAACCAGGUGCCUUGUACGUGCCGACUCCGAGUCCAAGGCGAAGGUCUCCCUUUCUUUGGUGGCAGCGUGGACCGCAGAGGCAAAGCUGCGAGAGGCCGAGGCUGCAGAUCUCAGGAUAUCGUUGGAUUUGCGAAAUGGGAGCUUCUUCUUCUCGCCGAUGUAUUUCAGGGAAUUCAUCAGCUUCGCCAAAACCACCCCGCCUGGUGAUGUCCUGAAGCUGCCUGGUGAUCCGUUGCUGUGGAGGAUUCGAGUCUCCCUUGACAAGGGCCUGCUCCACUGGGUGGAUGAGGCAACUAACAAGCUCUUUGCUGAGUCCAAGAUGAAACAGUCCAAAAUCUUGCUGGACCUGCAUCAGGACACAGUGUCUUUCAGCAGCUUCUUUGAAGACUUCAGUAUUCAGGACUGCUCUUCGGCACGGCGGCCAAUGAUCCUUGCAGCACAACCUGGAGAGACCUAUCACAUGGAGAUUGCUGCUCGUACGUUUUUAUCCAAUUCUCCCGAAUUCAGAGGUUACCACACGCAGGUCUCCAUCUCAUUUAGGGCCGUGCACUUGCAAUACAUGGGUCAGAAGUUCAUGAAAUGUUGGCAGUGGGUCUUCGGAUCCUUCCUUCCAGCUCUGACUGCGGGCCGACGUAAAGGAACUGUUGCCGCCGAGAGCAGCGAGGAGGAGACCAGCAGCUCAGCUUCCUUCGUGAGCGCCGAGGACGGUGAAACUCGUGAAGUGCCACAGGAGUCGGGGGAGAAAUUCCUGGCGGCAGCAAAGGCGGCUUCCACGACAGAGCUUUUCGUGGAGUUGGCUGAAGGAGACUUCGCAGCUGGACCUGCUUGGGAGGCCUGGUCAAACCACAGUGCCGGCCGCCUCCCCCAAUCGGACCGCUUUUGCGUGUCACUGGCCAUGGUGCCCCUUCCCAUGGCUUUCCUGGUGAUGGUGGUGGUUUUCGGGGAAGGUGUCAAGGUGGCUGAUGAUACAGCCACCUUGACACCUGAGGAGUGGUGGUUCAAACCAGAACAGCACAAAGAGAUGCUUCUGGAUUGGAUGUCCUCGUUGUCGUGCCGCGUGCAGAAGCGGUACCACGUGCUAGACCUUUUCGGGGCUUCCAAGAGGGUCGCAGGAACAUGGGAAAAGGUGACAUUUCUCGAAUUGCUUUACCAGAUUCGCGGUGAGCGUCUCUACCUCGCGGCCGAACAGCCGGCUUCCUCCUGGGGAUUUAAGCAGGUGUUCUUCAAGGCGCUGGCACAGCAGCUGGGGCUGAGUCUAUCCACGCUGUACCGGAAGAUGUCCGAAAAGGACAGGCAAAGAAUUGCCAAUCGCUUUGCCAAGCGUCAAGCCAGGAUGUUCAUGGAUGCCUGGAUGUUGCAGGAUAUUCCAGGCGAUCUAAAGGGUCCUUGGGUCAUGCCGCGUGCGUUAGAGCGAGUGCCGCCACCUGGCCUUCCGCCAGAAUGCGCUUUUGCGAACUGUAGUGCCCGCUCGACUCCACCACAGAUCCACAGCAGGUGUUUGGAUUUGAGUUCCGGUCGUACUGGGACCCCACAAUUUCUCCUCACUAGCAAUUUACUAGCACCCUGUGUUUCCCCAUUGGAUCCUCCCACGCAGAGUGCCAAACUUAAGCUUGUGCAACUGAGUGACGGCGCAACCUGGGUGAAAUCCAACGCCAUCAGCAAGACCAUCAAGGCUCCUGACAUUGACGCUCCGUUGCAUGAGGCACUGGUCCCUGCAGCUGCUGGGCCAGAUGAAGUACAUCCUGCUUCAGAGGCUUCUCAUGAUGUAGCUGGGACGCUUGCAGAUGCUGAGGCUGCUGAACGAGAAGAAGCGCGUCCUGCUCCAGGGGCUUCUAUUGCUGGGGCACAGGCAGCAGCAGAGGCCAGAGGAGGUUUCUUUUUGGAUCAGGGCCAAUGUGGACCUACCAUUUUGAUGCUGAGCAAGAAGAAGCGCGUCCUGCUCCUGGGGAUUCUGAACUUGGAGCUGGGGCACAGCAGGCAGCCGCAGAGGGGGCUGAGCCAGAAGAAGCGCGUCCUGCUCCAGGGGCUUCUAUUGCUGGGGCGCUGGCAGCCGCAGAGGAUGCUGAGCAAGAAGAAGCGCGUCCUGCUCCUGGGGAUUCUGAAGUUGGAGCUGGGGCACAGCAGGCAGCCGCAGAGGCAAGAGGAGGGGCUGCUGAGCCAGAAGAAGAAGAAGCGCGUCCUGCUCCAGGGGCUUCUAUUGCUGGGGCGCUGGCAGCCGCAGAGGCUGCUGAACGAGAAGAAGCGCGUCCUGCUCCAGGGGCUUCUAUUGCUGGGGCACAGGCAGCAGCAGAGGAUGCUGAGCAAGAAGAAGCGCGUCCUGCUCCUGGGGAUUCUGAACUUGGAGCUGGGGCACAGCAGGCAGCCGCAGAGGGGGCUGAACGAGAAGAAGUACCUGCUGCUGCAGGGAGACCCGCUGAAGGCCUCUACAGCACCUUUGCCGACAGCGCGGCGACAAGAGUCCCCACCUCCUCUUCCUCCGCCAGCUGUGGUAGAACCAGAACCACAGACUGGCAAAAGCCCUCCACAUCCAAGUGCCCCACUUUCUCAGACUUUCAAGAAAGAACUUUCUGAGAUUUCCAAGCGUCACAUGCCAGUGCCCGUCAAGGAUGAGAAACCAGAGGUUCCUGCGAAGAAAUCAAAGUCCACCUGUGCAGGCGAACCGAAGACACCGGAGAAGUUGGCCAAGGAGAAGCCGUGUCAGCGACCUUGGCGGGAACUCGACCAGCACAUGAUCCGGGGCGACUUUCUGUUGAACGAAGCAACGUUUGCAGAACCGCCAUUGGAAGCUCCUGUAACUCCACCCCCCAAGAGUCGUCGGACUCCAGGUGCGCAGUGUGCCUCUUCAGCAGCAUCGCAGCCUUCUGCUGCAUUGGCCGAGUCUUCUUCGAAGCAGGUGCAGUCUGAUGUCGCAGAACGGCAGCUACGGCAACGUACUAUGGAGCUCUAUGCUGAAUACAUCGGGAAACCUGGCGUCUACCUGGGGCUCCUGGAUAUAGCUCUUCUUGCAUUUCACUCGAAAUCAGACGUGGCUAUCCUUUACUAUGGUUCCGAGAACCAGAACCCCCGUAGGUUGGUGGAUCUCCUGAGUGCAUUCCUGGAACAAAGUGACUGUGACAACGUUGAUCUUGCCUCUGUCUUCCCGAUGCCGGACAGUGCACUACAUGGGGACCGUUGGUACAUGAUUGCAUGCAGGGCAGACUGGCGACAUGCUACACAAGUGAACGAAUGCAACCAUUGGGUCCCUGCCUUCCACAAGGAUGACAUGAAUGAGGCCAAGUGGAACCUGCACAAAGCUACUUUAGAAGCCCAGCUAGCUGCGGAAAUCGAACGUACAGCCAAAGAAUUGGCCAAGCUUGCUCAAAGUUCUGAACAACUAGAAGAAGACGAAGGUGUGGCCGAGUCACUCUCCGCUCAGUGGGUCAGCUUGGAGCAGAAACAAGCUUUCCUGAAUGCCAUGCACAGCAGGGACCUUAGCCCAGAUUUUGUCCCAGCAGACGGAAACUGUGGAAUUUGGUCAUUUCUCGCCCUCAAUGCGAGAGAACCGGGCACUACACUUUCCAAAUCUGAAAUGAAGGAGGUGCGAAAGGAGUUGACCAACCUGUGGAAGAAAAGCGCGAAAGAGCCCGUGUGGCAAAAACUCUUCUUUGCCUUCGGCUUGGACCGAGAAGUUCCUGUGCAGGUCAAUGCCAAGCAAAGCCGUGAUCCCAGAACCCCAAGGACCUCUCGCCGGGGACCCCGCAUACCUGAUGCAGACAAGCCCACGCCGCCGGGCAAACCGACGAGUACAAAAGCUGUGGGAGCUUGCCGGCCAGCGGCUUUUGGCCAACCCAAAGCUCCAGAGCCAAUUUUGGUGCCUUACAUUCCCAACAUUCCCAAGAAGCGCAAGGCUGCGCCACUACUGGAGGGUGAAGAUCCCGACCAGCAGGAGGAUGACGAUGACUCUGAAGCUGAGGAUUUGGCACCGGUUCGCAUCACACGUGCGAAACAUGGACGAGUAGGGAGGAAAAAGGUGGUGGAUAGCAGGCAGCAACAUCUGAAGAGGACCAGGACCUACUUGAGCGGCAUCGGCAUAACUUGGCCUGCCUUUCAGAAGAUUCAUGCGAGGAUGGCGCCUUUGAAGAAGGCGGGCAUUUGCACAGAAGAUGGGUUUGUCUCUCUACAGCAGAAGCUACUAGACCGCAAGGAGAUCAAAUGCCCACCGUGCUUGCAGCUGCUCCAGAACUAUGGGUACAAGUGCUCUGAUCAUUUUCAAGAACUAAAGCUUGAAGUUCCUGCCGAUGAACCUCAAGAACGCGGUCAAGACCCCGAGCCUGACAAAGCCCCGGGGGAUGAUGAGAAGCCAAGUAAGGAGACCUAUGAGGAGAAGAGAGAGAGGCGGAGACGUGAGUUCAACAAUGACCCAUGGGCAUUGGUUCGAAGCGAGGCACCUACGAUCACCCUUUUGCCGCCUGGCUCCUUUCGGAGGGCUUACCCGUUCCGAUGCAGUGCGUGCAAAACCAGACGAUCACCUGAUGGGAAGGUCGGAGACCUAUGCCAAGCUACCUUCAAUGCUGUGCAUUGGUUCUUGUACCAGCACUUGGAUUGCGACGCGCACAAAAAGAAGGUCGCCAGUCUGGCCGGAAAGUUGGGCGCUCGCGCAAAGCCCUUGGAGGUUGUGGAUUGCUCUGGGCUUUGCAUCUCUGAUGUGAUGGUGGGGGGGAAGGUGUACAAUUUCAAGGAGGAGUUCAACCUUUGGCUGUCCAUGAGCAAACCAAACGCACAGCUCGGCACAGAUCAUCACAAGUACUGGUUUGACAAAGGCUUGGACAGCUGGUUUGCGAGAUCCAAGAGUUGCAAGCUGAGAUGUGAGAAGUUGCCCGAACAGGACAGCGCAAUCUGCACUGAAUGUGAGAAGCUUGGUUCAGCCAAGUCCAUUGUCAGACAUGCUCAGCGCUUUUCCUACAAGUACUACCUUGCCCAUCUCUUGACCACACGCAUUUUCCAUGAGGAGCAGGAUGUAGAGGCCGCGUUGUCCAAGUUGAAGGGCUCAGCGCUGUACCGCACAGCAUGGAAGAGCAAGUUGGACAUUGCGAUAGACCUGGAUCUUCCCUCAUUGCAGCAGAUUGUGCGGGCAUCCUUCCUUUCGACCAACGACCAUGCCAGGAGCUCUCUGUUGAUCGCUUUCAUUGCGACUACCGUGAUCCCUGCUUGCCGCAUCAAUGUUGCAACUGUUCCUGCGCGCAUGGCUUCCUUGUGCGCCAAGUUUGCGGCGUUGAUUUCUGCAAAGCAUGUGGAUGACCAACAGAUGGCGCAACUGAAGGUUGCAAGCGCGGCGCUGCAUGGAACCUUCGAUUCCCAUCCUCUGAUAUUGGGGCUUUCGCUCCAAUGCAAGAGAAUGUGUGACAAAAUCAAGCGUGGAGUGGAGAGUAUGGUUGGCAGGAGAAGCCAGGAGAGCUCCCAUGAAUGCCAGCUGAUAAGUGAUGCGGGGAUUCAACUUGCAGCUGCCUCUGGCAAUUCACAUCUUGCCCGUGAAUUUGGGCUUUCAGCGGCGGCCCUCAGGACAAAGCUGGAUGAUUUGAAGCUCUACAACCUUCCGGUGCCAUGCCUUUCAGUCUUGUGGCCGGAGGAGCUUCGCCAAAACUUCGUGCUUGCCAACACGCGGUUUCCAAUGUUUCAGGGUCAGACCAAGCGACGCUUCUUUCUAGCGUUUGACGCUACGUACUUGAGCCCAUCACUUGCGCAGCUGAAGGUCCACGAGAAGAUUGGCAUGGUGGGGGGGUCCUACUUGGUGCAAAGCCCAGACCAUGCGUUCAUUCCAAUGGACGAAAAAAUGGAUUUGAGAAAGGUGCAGAAGUCGACUCAGAUGCUCGAAAUGCUGUUGUGGGACCCUUGCGGGCGCAGCAAAUGCCCAUUGUCCAUGUGCUCGCUGCCCGCAGAACAUGCAUUUGACAAGGCAUCAGAGCAAGGUUCGCUCUACAUACUGCACAGCGUUGGCCGGGUUUUGGCUCAGGCUGACAACUGCGUGAAGGCUUUGACUUUCGACAACCAUGGGAGUCACUUGCUGCUGCGGAGCAUCCUGUUUGGAGAAUGCAGAGACCGACUGCGCGAUGACUUGGCUGAUGUCCCUUUUUUCUCAUCCUUGCGGUUCCGGUCGUUGCCGGCCAACAGUUUACCUCGGGUUCCUGCGCAGAUAGCAAUGCAUGGCGAGGACAAUGAAGUGUUUUGGUGCAUCCCAGGCCACGCGAACAAGAACAGCGGAGGUCAGCUGACCUCUUCCCUCCGCACCAUUUUUUACGGAGAUCUGUUCGCCGACAUGACAGCCAGUCGGGAACAUGGAUUGCCACCUGCGGUUCUGGGGCGAGAAAAUGCAAUGUCAGAUCGCAUGCAGUCGCUCCUCUCCAAUCCCUUCUUUUUGGUCAGAGAUGUGGAUUGCGACCUGAGCAAGAUGCGGGUUCCUUGGGCCCUCCAGGGUGCCAUGUGCCACAAUUUGGUGGUAGCACUUUGCAUAGCGCCCUUGCUACACGGGGAUCUCUCUUUGGCAGAACGCUGCCAAGUGGCAGUGUCCGGCUUCUGCACAUUGGACCUCAUGCAGCUCCUGGCCAGCAGCAAGGCAUCGUCCAUGAACAUGCCCGUUGGUGCCUGUUUUAUGGCAAAACAGACAAUUUCGAACCUACAGGCAUGUGCCCUGUCAUCCAUGGUGAUGACGUGCACGAAGCCAGAGGAUUGGAAUGGAUGGUCCCGGGGAUUUGCACGCUGCUCGGAACUGACCAUAGAGCAGUGGUUCGGUCAGCUUCGCGUACAGAUGGCCAGCGCGCAGUUUACUGCGCGGCAGUACUGGCAAGCAGCGGCGCGCCGGCUGCUGAGAACCGGAAAGGAGCUGAACCGCCUCAAGCCUCCUACGCGGGACCUGCAGAAGCCGCUCACUGAUGUUCAGAAGCAUGUUGCAGUCUUGGACGGCAUGUACCGACAGGCUGUGACAGAUGGUAUCUUUGAAGCAGGUGGCAAUUUCGCGGUCUCAUUUGACGAACUAGAUGAUGAUGAGAUUGAAGAUGAAGCCGAUCUUCUCAAGCCAGAUGAGCAGACUGGUGAGGAUGAGUCUGCUGCCUUCAAACUCAUUCAGCAGGUGCGACAGGAGACGGCUGCAAUGGACCCAGAGAAUGAAGAGGAUGAAAGCAAGGACCAAACUGGUGAUGAUGUUGACGCAGAUCUCCUCGGGGUGCCUGAUGCACAGCAGAUGCGCUCAUUGAUCGAAGCCCCUGCGGACCCGAAGGAGCCUUUCUGCACAGAGCAGGCAAGAAGCCCACGCCAAGGGGAUGACGCAAACUUCCUGCCCAGCACUUUGACUGAGGCCAUGUCCUUGAGAGGAGACAUGAUGAACCGUCUUUUUCGCCUCUCGGUGCGGCUGCGAUGUGGAGCAGGGGGUGCUGACUCUGGCUUCCUCAAAAAUCCUCGCAACUGCCGGCGCCAGUCGAAGCACCUGAACUGGCAUCAGUGCCACGGCGCGCAGUUGGAUCGCAGCCUAGCACAGAUGCGUACUGAAAAGGAUGACCCAGAAUACAGGAGUCGAACUUCAAGGAUCCAGAAAUGGAUUGAAUGUGUCAAGAUUGCCCAGGAGGCCUUGAAAGUUCCUGUGGCGCCUCCAGAGCGGAUUAUGCCAGGGCUGGCGGUCCUUUUCACUGUGCCCGGGAACGGCCAGGGAAAUCGUAUCGAGGUUGGCUUCAUUACUUCCGUAUGGAAGGGAAUCAGCAAACCAAGGCAGACCGGCAGCGAGGUGCCAAUCGCAAGCUGCUUUGCGUUCAGGGCUUUGUCUUUGGACUUGAAUCCUGACAAGGAACCACCUGUGGAGUGGCAUUGCCAUUCCCGCUCAUUGGCAUGGGUGAGAAGGAUGGAAUCCCUGGUCACAAUCUUGGAUGUGGAACGCAGCUUUGAAACCGAGAAGGGCGAGUUUCACAUCAUUCUGUCGGAGGAGUCAGCGGCCGCGCUGGCACGCGUGGAAGAGAUCUCAGACAAACUUUGGGAUGUUGCUCCCACUAUGAGCAAACGAGGCCGCAUGGGACAGACGGAUGGCUUGGGCCCUCACCAGAAUGCUUCUGGAAAUGCAAAGCGGAAUCGGAAUCAGCGCGAGAGAAGACGCAAGCUGAGGGUGGCGAAACAGGACCGGAAGAUACUCAAAGCAGGUCAUGCCAGCGGCCAAGAGCAGCAAUUCACAGAGGAUUGCUGCCGCCGCAGUGAGGCCGGCAGGGCUGCAAUCAUAAAGUAUGUCAAGGAGCUCUACAACUUGGAUUGCAGUGCCUUUCCGAUGUCGCCUUGCUUCGAUGCCGACCACAAGUGCAGACUCAAACAUGAUUAUGCCAAGCAGCUGACAUGGACGGCUAUGUGCAGUGCUGUACCCCAAACUUUGGAAUGCACGUACCAUUUGGUGAAAAGUCCCCAGAUGUACGGAAGGGUUGUGUUCAAGCACUUGAACAUCAUCGAGAUGCAGCUGCGGAAGAGGCCAGCCAAGCGCUCUGGUUGGCUGCGUUUGUUGAGGGACAUUGCGGACUACAUGGCCGCUGUGCGACAAGCGGAGUCCUCACAGGUCCCGACGCUGACGAGGCUGCAUGUGUCCAUCGACAACGUCAUGGUCUCGAUUCCGCUGGAGACCGGUGGACAGGACAAAGAGCCUGUGGUAGAGAUCCGAGCCAGGUGCAUUAAGGCCAGCAAUGGCCCUUGCCGGCGGCAGGGUCGCAUUGGUCUUGUGGAUGCUUUGGCUCUCAACUUCGAGCAGGUGAGCAUUUUGGAAGCCGGAGGUGUGAGAAUGGUGGCGCCCCAGGAUAUGAGCGUACAGAUCGACUUGAACCUUCAGGUGCGGGAUCCACCGCUGCCAAUGCAUGUCCUGUGGCGAGCGCCAGCGCAUUGGGAACUUUCAUCUCGGAGCUUAGCGUUGCUGCGUGCAGCCUUCUCCAAGAAUGUUGCUGGCAUCGAUUUGGAUUUGCCGCAGACGACUCCGAGCCCUGAGCAGCUCAGCAAACCCAAGGAGUUUCCAGUUUGGCUGGUCUUCAGGCUCCUCUUUCACAACUUCAAGCUGCGAAUGCAGGAGAGCGAGAAGACUUUGGCAGAACUUGGUGCAAAGCAGCUCAUCGUGGAGGUCAAGAAGCAUGCAGCGCCGCGUGCAGUCAUCAGCUUCCAGGUAUGGGAGGCGCGCUUGAGCAGCGGCUUGCUGCCAGCACCUUUCAACCAACUGCUUUGCAAACGGCCUUCACCCAAGGCUUCUGCUCUUGGUCGAAAGGGGCCAUCGGUCUAUGGAGCAUACACCUCAGACCAUUCGACUGGGCAGGAAUUCCAGAUCCAUUGCAGCCGUCCACGGGUGCUGCUUCUGCUGCCGCUGCUGCGGCGCUGUUGGGCGUGGAUGUUUCCUCCAAAGCCUUGGUUUUCGCCUCCAAUCAUGCUUGGAGAAAGGCCGUCAAGCCAGACAGAGGUCAGAGCCGCACUGCAAGACGCUCAUGUGCUGCUGGUUGACAAGUUUGAGGAGAAGGAGGGGCCUCUGAUCUCUGUCCUGACCGACAUGCAGUACCAACUGGAGUCCAGUCCAGAAAUGCAGAAAUGGUGUAUAAGCUUUGACAAUCCAGAGGUGUUUUACACCCAUGGAUGGCCGGGUGUGGUUGACAUGGAGGUGAAAGAUUCAUUGAAGCAUCGUUCAUUGGCAAAGGCCAAAGACAUGGCCUUUGACGUGGUGACAAAGACCCAGUCAGAAGGCAACACACUGGGAAGACGCUUGAGCUGUCAGGAGCUUCGUGGCAACCUCUCCAAUUGUGACCUUCACCUCUGGAUCGCUUGCGUGAAGCGUGCGUGGGGCAUAACGAAGGAGUUGCCCGAGGAGCCCAAGGAUCAGUCCAACGACUCCAACGGCCCAGAGAACGCCAAGACAGCCCUGGAGCUUGACUUCAGAGACGUGAAUGUCACCCUCUUAAGCGAGCACGAUUGCACAAACCCGGGGUCGUGUCCGCGGUUUUUGAAACUGCGCAGCUCGGAGCUGUUCUUCAGCCAGUCCGAGCGCCUCGCCGAAGGCGUUGAGCGCCGCAUCAGAGCCAAGCUGAGCCUUUGGUUAUUCAACCAUAUUGCGUCGGACUGGGAGCCCUUGUUGGAAGGGCAGCCGCUGGAUGCCUCGGAGCCAAGGCAAUAUACGAUAAAGGCGGUAUGUAAUAGUCUGUCAGAUGCCACUGAAGAGGGGCCAUCAACCUCGAUCAGCAUCGAGAGCGCAGAUCGGCUGCUGGUGAAUGUCUCAGAGCUUUGUUGGCAUGUGCUUCCCGCAUUGAGUGCACCCUGGUUGGCGCCAGAUGGAGUGAUGCCGCCUCCGCUUUUGUCUCCGUAUGCUGUACGCAACGAUCUUGGCAUGCCGAUCGCUCUGCAUUUGCCCCACACCAAAAAUGGCCGAGCCAGAAGGGUCCGUUUAGAACCCUCGUCGGAGCAGCGCCUGGAAGCUCCGCAUUGGACCGAGGAGUCGAAGGAGUCGAAGGAGUCGAAAGAGUCGAAGGAGUCGAAGGGCUUUCGGACUCGAAACCUGGCCACGGUGGAGUUGGAAGGUCCGCGGGCAGUCGAGGUGGAAGGCAUUUCUUUGGAUUGUGUGGGACGACGGGUUUAUCCUCUUCCAGCAGGAAUGACACGCUCAAGCAGAAGUUCAAGCGAGCAGGUGCUGCCCGGGCAGGCCCACCAAGCAGUAGUGGCUGCGAGUCGCAAGGGCCUAACCAGAGCAACAAGCCAUCCAGAAUUGAGGCGUGUCGAAGAUGCCAAAGGCACUCGUUUUUUGCCGACGCCCUACCUGGUUUGCCGUGUGCAGGCCAAAGAGGCGUACAAAAAGAUCGUUCUGGAGCCACCUGCGCGGAUCAUCAAUCAGAUGAACGUGUCUGUCGAACUCAAACUCUCAGUGAAUGGAAAGGAGAUUCUCCGCACGGAGGUGCCUCCGGAGGGUACGGCUGUGCCGCUGGACCUGCGUGGUGCCUUUGUGGCGCGGCCAACGAUGUGGCGAGGUGUUCAAUGGAGCCGGGAGUUCCUGUUCGAAUGGCUUGGUUCCACACAGCAGGCUGGGGACUUCAGAUGUGCUUCUCCAGGGGACAAGGAUGCGGAAGGCUCCUUUACAUUCUGCAUCGAGUGGCAGACCGAGUUUAUUCCGCAUCAUGACUUGUGCGCCCCACAAUACACAAUCCGCCUUUGUGCACCUGUGACAUUGGUGUCUGCUCUGCCGGUGGCAUGCAAAUGCGAGGUUCGCCAGGUGAAGUCGACGGGUGAAAUCGCGUGGAGACAAAUCAGGGACCUUGCCGCUCUGGAGAAAUGCGAAAUCCACUUCGUUCCCGUCUCUUUGAAACUGGAACUGCGCCUAGCCAUCUUUGGUGAUCUUUGGUCAGACCCCUUGGAGUUGAAGCAACAGAUGGACAAGGUCAGCAUACCUGUGCCCGUUGACGGAAUUGCCGAGCACAACACACACUUUCAGCGCCUGGGCAUUGUGUCCGCCCUUGGAAAGCCCUUGACCGUCGUGGUGCAUAGUCCUACCUGGAUUGCUGACCAUGUUUGUGCGGAGCACCUUGGCUUCGCUUUCCAGGGAAAGCAGGGACCUGCGAAGGACGUGUUUCCGGUCAAAGGCACCCAAGGCACCGAAGGCAAACCUCGCAUGCUACCCUUGGACUGUCGGGCCACUCAUGUUGGCUUCAAGCUCUUUGGGCAGUACUGCAUGUCAGAGGCGGUGUCCCUGGCGGCGCUGAGCGUCACGCAGAUGCCAUUGAAGGCCAAGCGAAAAGAGGCUCAUGCUCACGAGGAAAUGCUUCUAGGCCUGCACUUUACCGAGCGUAUGGAAGCCGGCUUGGGCAUUCGGGUUCUACAUGUGGUGCCUGGACAGGUAGCCGUGAACGCCACGGGACGGAAAAUUUCGCUGCGUCCUGCUUCGCGUUCCAGGGCUGACACUUCAACUGAGCAUAUUCUGGAACUGGCUCCCGGAGAUCGAAUCCCAGUGCACUGGGGAAAUGGACAGGAGCUCUUCCUGCAAGCAUCCAUCAGUACGGAAGCAAACGGAGUUGAAAAACAUCUCAAUGGUCAGAGCUGUCACAGCUAUCCUCGGUCGCACUGGUCUGGCCGAUUACCGGUAGGCAGUGUCGGGGAGUACUCCUUUCAGUACGCUUCUUCAAGCUUGGAAAAUUUCCGCGUGGAGGUGCGAAGCGUUGACGCCACGAAGUAUUUUGUUUUUCGUGAGGCUGGGAACAGCACACCUAUCCUUUUGAAGAAUCUGAGCUCAGAACCUCUGCUUUUCCAACAGGACCUGCCCCCAAGCUGGUCCAUGGAGGCUUCUGAAGACAACUCGGAUAGACAGAGGUGGUUUUCCAAGAGCUUCACAAGCAGCAGCCACAGCACGCCGGAAAUGGUACACCAUCGAGAUCGAGGGCUGAAGCUUGAACCGGGCCAAUCUAUGCCGUUCGCAUGGGCAGAACCAGCGCCAGAGCCGCCACAUCAGCGGAAACUGGAGGUACGCAGUUGCAGAGCACCACUUGUUGCACGCCUGGUUUUGGAGAAGACCGAGAGGUCUCUCCCCUUGCCAAUUGCCUCUCAACCGAAGCUGUUCUACGAUGUGGUAACCUCUGGCCCCAGCUUGGUGAUGACUGUGAGAAAUGAACCAAGGCCAGAAGUAGCUGUGCGAACUUCAGGUGGCGAGUUACACGAGUUACAGGUGAAGGUGAAUCUCGCCGGACUGGGCUUCUCCUUGGUCGCUCCAACCUCCUGUGCUUUUCCAGAAGCUCAGGAUGACGGCGACGUCCUUCGGAGGGAGAUGCUGUACUGCUCUGUGGACAAAGUGCUGGGAAGCUUUCGCCGCUACGAUGACAUUGAGACAGCAGAGCUUACCUUGCAGGAGGUGCAAGUGGACAAUCAGCGCGAUGAUGCCAUGCACCCUGUCCUGUUGAAGCGCCUACGCAAAGGGAAGGACGACGCAGCGCCGCUUUUGCGCUUGGAGUUUAGCCGUUUUUGUGACCCGCAGAGACCGCAGCUGCUGAAUUUUGAUCGCUUGGAACUGGGGCUGAGGAGAUUUCGACGGGGGCGUUGCGAUUUCAGUUCUGUGAGUUCUUUGGGUCCUGUGCUUUUGAAUCUUAGAACUUUUUCCCGGGGCUGA